CCGGUUUUCAGAGAUACAACACCAUUGCACUGGAUUCACACCGGUUAGUCGUUACUUUAGCCAGCCUACAUGUCAAGCAUCAUUCAAAGGGCUAUUACUCGUGCAAACAUCGCCACUAGUUUGUGAUGGACUUUACAGAGGAAGGAGAAAUGGAGACAAGCGAUAAAGAACAAGCCUGGGGUAGGGAGGACCUGAUAACGCUCCUGCAUGGUAUCAAAGAAAACAUUCCCAAAGGUGACAUGAGUAUUUACACUAAAGGGGAGAGGACACUGGAGUGGGACAAGGUGGCUUUUGGUCCCUACUCUCCACAGAUGUGUCAUCAGAAGUGGAAGGACCUAUCAAAAAAGGUGCGCAAGAUUCGUUCUCUAGCAGAGCUGGUCACUGAAGCUGAGGUUGCCUGUGAAAACCCUUUCCAGGGCAAGAACUGGAAGAUACACCCUGACUUCCCAAAGAGACCUGCCCCGCCAAGCAGCAUCUUCAUCAGAGAAAACUUUAAAAAGUUUGCGAAGCAGCAGCCUGAAAUUACAACUUCUGAGCUUUUAAAGUUAAUCAAUGAGAAGUAUAAUGAGCUCCCAGAGCACGAGAAGGCAAGUUAUAUUGCGAAAUUCCAGAAGGAGAAGGAAAUGUAUGAGAAAAGCAUGAAGAAGUUGAGGAAAGAGUACCCUGGGGGGAAGAAGGUACGGAGAGACUAUUUAAAGAACAUAAAAGGGCCCCUCACACCCCACGGGCUCUGGUACCGCAACGAGAGGAGGAUAUUCCUUCUAGCCAACCCAGAUGCCAAAGGAGGCUGUAUCAGGCAGAGUAUUGAGCAGAAGCAGCGCUGGUCCGAGCUACCUGACGAGGAGAAACUCAAGUGGAUCAAUCUCUCUCUGGAGCAACGGAGACAGUAUGAGGAGGAGGAGAUGGAGGAGCACCCAGAGAAUAACGGGAGUCGGAGGGCCAAGCAUAAGCCGCUUCUGCGCAAGAGUGAGAGACUGUUGAAGGACUUGGCAGACGGCAAGCCUGACAAACCCCCAUCGAAGGGUUACAACCUUUUCUGUAAGGAACAGAAAGCCACCAUACUGGGAGAGGGAGUCCCUAACAACCAGUAUUUUGUGGUUUGCUCCCAGCGCUGGAAAACAAUGACAACGCGUAAAAAGGAAGCCUACCAGAGACGCUGUGACAAGACUGUGACAGAUAAGGAACAGCAGCGCAUUCUGUUGGGGAAAAGGAAAAGUAUGUUUCAAGGCGAGCCCAAGAAACCACCUGAGUGGGGUCACACAGUAUUUUACAGCGAGAAGAUGGCGGAGCUGAGAGCCAAGUCGAGCCACCUCAGCUCCAGGAAGUGCAUGGCCAGGGUCAGCCCACUGUGGAGGAAGCUGGCCCAGAAGGAAAAGGAGCACUACCAGAGAAUAGCCCAGGAGAGGGCUAGGGAGUACCAAGUAGAGCUACGCAGCUGGUUUAAUACCAUGUCCCCAAAGGAACAGGCAAAGUACUUGGAUCAAAAUCCAAAUAAAUUGAAAAUCCUCGACAACCCAAAGCAGGGAAGGAUGGCAAAGAAGGGCAGAACAUCAGAUUCAGAGGAUGACGACCUGGAGGGCGACAUCGACACAUCCAGUGAUGAAGAUGACUCGGAUGAGGAUGCCGAACAUAUGACGGAAAAGGAGAAUUGGUCAGGGUGCUCCAGUAUUAGCUCCAGUUCCGAAGAGGACUCCGAUAUGGAAUGAUACACACUGUCCAUAACCUAAUGACUGAAUUAAUGUCAUUGACACUUGUCCCAAUAAACUCAGGUGUUUAUUUUGAGCCUUGGACUUUUUUUUAUUUAUUUUUUUACUUUUUUUUAACUAGGCAAGUCAGUUAAGAACAUAUUCUUAUUUUCAAUGAUGGCCUAGGAACAGUGGGUUAACUGCCUUGUUCAGGGCAGAACCACUAGGCUACCUGCCGCCCUGUUCAGAUGGCGUGAGGAAAUGCAUCCUUCAUUCCUCCCUUCCUUGAAGAAAUCACAGAUCUGAAAUAAGCAGAUUUUUUUUAUUUUUAAGAGGACUGAUUCAGAAUGAUGCACACUGCCCAUAACCUAAUGUCACUGUGCUUGCUUGUUGGAUAUACCAUUAGUCUUCGAUCACUGAAUUCCAAUGGGACUACCUCAAUCUCCCUUUCUUCGGGAGGAGAGACUCUAAGGUAUUCAUGUCAAUGAUUCUAGUUUUGUUGACUCUUCAGGAUAAAAUGGUAAUGAGUUGAAAUGUUUCUGCUGUUUUAUGAUUUUUGAUUAGGGGACUCAAUCUGCCUAGACAGUUUUAUUGCUUGGCCAUUGAGUAACAGUGGCAUAACAUUCAGUAUCUUGUAUCAAUGUUCACUGUUAUUAAAAACAAUCUGAAUUUUCCUGUGUGGUA
Salvelinus namaycush (lake trout) is the source of this 2369-nucleotide messenger RNA. RefSeq names its product nucleolar transcription factor 1-like. The record is from RefSeq and is a predicted model, not a curated record. The transcript is spliced from 16 exons. NCBI's taxonomy places the organism in Eukaryota, Metazoa, Chordata, Actinopteri, Salmoniformes, Salmonidae. The coding region runs from base 126 to 1706 and encodes 526 amino acids.